AUGGCCGAUCUCCCGGCUGAAAGAGUAACUCCCUGUUCGCCGUUUCAAAGAGUCGGAGUUGAUUACUGUGGACCAUUUUCAGUGGUCUAUCCACAUCGUCGUUGCCGGCCUGUAAAAUGUUUCGUCGCAGUAUACAUUUUCCUUACUACCAAGGCGAUACACUUAGAGAUAGCCGCGGAUCUUACGACGCAGGCCUUCCUAGCAUCGUUGAAGCGCUUCUCGGCUCGACGUGGAAAACCCGAGCUGAUAAUGUGUGACAACGCAAAGAAUUUUGUUGGUGCAAAACGAGAGCUGGAUGAACUUCGCAAGCUGUUUCACAACCAACAGUUCCAGAACACUGUCGCAAAGGAGGCGGCAGACGACAGAAUUGAGUUUCGGUUCAUUCCAGCACGUUCUCCUAACUUCGGCGGGCUAUGGGAAUCCGCUGUCAAAUCGUUUAAGACACUCUUCAAACGUACGAUUGGCUUGCAUACCUUGGUUGAGUCUUGA
Messenger RNA from Topomyia yanbarensis, 489 nucleotides. RefSeq lists its product as uncharacterized. The transcript has a single exon. NCBI's taxonomy places the organism in Eukaryota, Metazoa, Arthropoda, Insecta, Diptera, Culicidae. Bases 1 to 489 code for a protein of 162 amino acids. Gene Ontology annotation, molecular function: nucleic acid binding. The record is from RefSeq and is a predicted model, not a curated record.